This is a messenger RNA of Lathyrus oleraceus (garden pea), 637 nucleotides long. RefSeq names its product heavy metal-associated isoprenylated plant protein 39. Gene Ontology annotation, molecular function: metal ion binding. The transcript has 3 exons. Lineage: Eukaryota; Viridiplantae; Streptophyta; Magnoliopsida; Fabales; Fabaceae. Bases 186 to 587 code for a protein of 133 amino acids. The record is from RefSeq and is a predicted model, not a curated record.
UGCCUCUCUCAUCAAUCACUCUUCUUUCAUUACUAUAAAAACCCUCAAACAUUCAUCAUCUUCACUUCAUAACUUCAUUUCAAUUUGAAAUAUCAUCUCUUCCUUAAACUUUAUUACAAUUUGCAUCAAGAGUUCUUCUACCUUAUUUAUACAUCUCAUCUCAUAUAUCACAAGCUUCCAUAACAAUGAUGAAAGUUGUGUUAAAGUUGGAAAUAAAUGAAGACAGAAUCAAGCAAAAAGCUAUGAAAGCAGUCUCUGGCAUUUCAGGGGUUGAAUCUGUUUCAAUGGACAUGAAAGACAAGAAACUAACUUUAAUAGGAGAUAUUGAUCCGGUAAAAGUAGUUGCCAAGCUAAGAAAGUUUUGUCAUGCGGAAAUAAUCUCUGUUGGAGCAGCUAAAGAGGAAAAGAAAGAAGAACCUAAAAAGAAGGAAGAUGAUAAGAAGGAUUCAACAAAAAUAAAUAUUAUUGAUCCAUUCAUGUUCUAUGGAACUCAUGGCUAUUAUAAUCAUCAGAUGAAACCACAAUACAAUCCUUAUUACGGUGCUGUUAGCGUUGAAGAGGAUCCUAAUAGCUGUGCCAUCAUCUAAGUUUUCUGUACUAUGUUUGAUAAAAAGUUAAUCUGAAAAGUUGUUGUAUA